UUGGAACAAAGAGAUAAAAAGAAAGAGAAAAAAAGUGAACAUCUGAGGAUAAAAAAGCCAAGUUAGAUAACAGGAGAGAUGAACACAACUGUGUUGUAGUUGUUGUUGUUGAUGUUUGCUUUGUUCUCUUUCUCUCUCUCUCUAGGGUUUCAAGAGUGUUUUGAACUACUCCAGAACCCUCUCUUGUUUUUCACAAAUUUGGGUUCAGUAGAGUACUGACCCAGAAAAGAAGAUUCAACAGGUACCUAAGAGAAGGAAAGAGGGGGAUAGAAAGAAAGAAAAAGAAAUAGAAACUGCACGUAUAAAAGAAGAAAGAAAGAAUCAAAGAAAAUAGGAAAAAAGGGCAAAUAUUUUGUUUGAAUAAGAUAUAAGGCAAUAGUAAUAUUAGUAUUGUUGAUAAUAAUUAGGUAGAAAAAAUAUUAUGGGGAGGGGAAGAGUGGAACUGAAAAGGAUAGAGAACAAGAUAAACAGGCAGGUAACGUUUGCAAAGAGGAGAAAUGGGCUUCUCAAGAAAGCCUAUGAGCUUUCUGUUCUCUGUGAUGCUGAGGUUGCCCUCAUCAUCUUCUCCACCCGUGGCAAGCUUUAUGAAUUCUGCAGCACCAACAGCAUGCUCAAAACACUUGAAAGGUACCAAAAGUGCAGCUAUGGUGCAGUGGAAGUCAGCAAACCUGGCAAAGAGCUUGAGCAGAGCAGCUACCGUGAGUACUUGAAGCUGAAAGCAAGAUUUGAAUCUCUUCAAAGGACCCAAAGGAACCUUCUUGGUGAAGACUUGGGCCCAUUAAAUACCAAAGAUCUUGAGCAGCUUGAGCGCCAACUGGAUUCAUCUCUUAAGCAAGUGAGGUCAACAAAGACUCAGUUCAUGCUGGACCAGUUAGCUGAUCUUCAGAAUAAGGAGCAUAUGUUGGUGGAAGCAAACAGAUCUUUGACCAUGAAGCUGGAAGAAAUCAAUUCAAGAAACCAGUAUAGGCAAACAUGGGAAGCUGGUGAGCAAAGUAUGCCAUAUGGAACCCAAAAUGCUCACUCUCAAGGCUUCUUCCAGCCUUUGGAGUGCAACCCCACAUUGCAGAUAGGUUCUGACUACAGGUACAUCCCUGAAGCCUCAGAGCAGCAGCUAGCUGCCACAACUCAAGCUCAACAAGUCAAUGGAUUUAUUCCUGGAUGGAUGCUUUGACCUAAGAUCUCAGUAUUUUAGAUGGCUACAUAAAUAAAAUUAGCAAACACCUAAGGCCAAAGUCAAAAUGCCUCUUGCUGUUGGAAAUGUGUAAAUGCUGCUUGUUCUUCUGUUAAUUUGUUUUGGCAUAAAAACAGCAGUGACUGACUUAAAACUAUUAAAACUUUAGCCAUAGACAUAGGAUGUGGCAUGAAGGUUAUAGUAUUUAAUUUGAAUAUUUUGGAAGGACAAGUUUUAUCUGACUGAAUGACCAGUUAGUGUCAUUUUUUAUUUGCAAUCUCUUUCUAAUCUGGCUGCAUUAAGAGUUGUUUUUAAACUUCUUGCAUUCAUUAGUGGAGCAUUGUACAAUGAUAUAUAUGACAAUAUUGUAAAGUAUACUGAGGCUAUGGAAAUGCCACUUGAAUUUA
Glycine soja is the source of this 1578-nucleotide messenger RNA. Its product is annotated as developmental protein SEPALLATA 1-like. NCBI's taxonomy places the organism in Eukaryota, Viridiplantae, Streptophyta, Magnoliopsida, Fabales, Fabaceae. Bases 422 to 1171 code for a protein of 249 amino acids. The transcript is spliced from 8 exons. The record is from RefSeq and is a predicted model, not a curated record. Gene Ontology annotation, molecular function: protein dimerization activity; DNA-binding transcription factor activity, RNA polymerase II-specific; RNA polymerase II cis-regulatory region sequence-specific DNA binding. Gene Ontology annotation, cellular component: nucleus. Gene Ontology annotation, biological process: positive regulation of transcription by RNA polymerase II.